GAGCCCGCCGCCCCUCCCAAACCCGCCACAGAGAACUCAAACACACAAACAUCGGCCAAUCAAGUCCUCAACGGUACUCCAGAGCUCGCCGCAGGCGCAGCCAGAUCCUCUUCCUAAUCCUCGCCGGCGAAGGGCAAAGAGGGCAAGAUGGUGGGGCUUAUCCCGCAGACCAAUGCGGCGGCGGAGGUGCUCGGCGACGCCUGGGACUACCGCGGCCGCCCCGCCGCCCGCGUCUCCACCGGCCGCUGGGGCGCCGCCGCCAUGAUCCUAGUGGCGGAGCUGAACGAGAGGCUGACGACGCUGGGGAUCGCGGUGAACCUGGUGACGUACCUGACGGCGACGAUGCACGUCGGCAACGCGGAGGCGGCCAACGUCGUCACAAACUUCAUGGGCACGUCCUUCAUGCUCUGCCUCCUCGGCGGCUUCGUCGCCGACUCCUUCCUCGGACGCUUCCUCACCAUCGCCAUCUUCACCGCCAUCCAGGCAUCCGGCGUGACGAUCCUGACGAUCUCGACGGCGGCGCCGGGGCUGCGCCCGGCGUCGUGCACGCCGUCUUCCUCGUCUCCGGUGUGCGCGCGCGCGUCGGGGGCGCAGCUCGGCAUCCUCUACGCCGCGCUCUACCUGACGGCGCUCGGCACCGGCGGGCUCAAGUCCAGCGUGUCCGGCUUCGGCUCCGACCAGUUCGACGAGUCCAACGACACGGAGAAGUCCCAGAUGAUGCGCUUCUUCAACUGGUUCUUCUUCUUCAUCUCGCUGGGGUCGCUCCUGGCGGUCACCGUGCUGGUCUACGUCCAGGACAACCUGGGCCGGCCAUGGGGGUACGGCGCCUGCGCCGCCGCCAUCGCCGUGGGGCUCGUCGUCUUCCUUGCCGGCACCAGGCGGUACCGGUUCAAGAAGCUCGCCGGCAGCCCGCUGACACAGAUCGCCGCCGUGGUGGUUGCUGCCUGGAGGAAGAGGAAACUUCCGCUCCCUGCGGAGCCCGACAUGCUUUACGACAUCGACGUAGGGAAGGCCGCCGCCGCCGAUGAGGCCGGGAAUGGCAAGAAGAGCAAGCUCAAGGAACGCAUCCCCCACACCAAGCAGUUCCGCUUCCUGGACCACGCGGCGAUCAACAACGACCCCGCCGGCGAGCAGAGCAAAUGGGAGCUGGCGACGCUGACGGACGUGGAGGAGGUGAAGACGGUGGCGCGGAUGCUCCCGAUCUGGGCGACGACGAUCAUGUUCUGGACGGUGUACGCGCAGAUGACCACCUUCUCGGUGUCCCAGGCCACCACCAUGGACCGCCACAUCGGGUCCUCCUUCCAGAUCCCGGCGGGCUCCCUCACCGUCUUCUUCGUCGGCUCCAUCCUCCUCACGGUCCCCAUCUACGACCGCAUCGUCGUCCCCAUCUCCCGCCGCCUCUCGGGCAACCCACACGGGCUCACCCCGCUCCAGCGGAUCGGGGUGGGGCUCGUGCUCUCCAUCCUCGCCAUGGCCGCCGCCGCCCUCACCGAGGUCCGCCGCCUCCGGAUCGCCCGCGAGAACCCGACCUCCGACGGGGUCGUGCCCAUGACGGUCUUCUGGCUGAUCCCGCAGUUCCUCCUCGUCGGAUCUGGGGAGGCCUUCACCUACAUCGGGCAGCUGGAUUUCUUCCUCCGGGAGUGCCCCAAGGGGAUGAAGACGAUGAGCACGGGGCUGUUCCUCAGCACGCUCUCGCUGGGCUUCUUCGUCAGCUCGGCCCUGGUGUCCGCGGUCCACAAGCUCACGGCCCACCGCCGGCCCUGGAUCGCCGACGACCUCAACCAGGGGGAGCUCCACAAGUUCUACUGGCUCCUCGCGGGGCUCUGCCUGGCAAACCUCGUCGUCUACCUCUUCGCCGCCCGGUGGUACAAGUACAAGGCCGGCCGCCCCGGCGCCGACGGCAGCGUCAACGACGCCGAGCCCUGCCUCCACUGACCUGACUUCGCGCCACGUGUCCCCCUCAUCCGUCCGUUCGUGUGUUAUUCGGUUGAUCGGACGGCUCUGGUUUCUUCUUCUUCUCCGGGACGGAUGUUUGUACCAUACUCGGUAGUAUGGGCCGUCGACGUGGCACGGGAGUACUUACGUGUCGCGCCGCCUGGGUCCACGUACGUGUGUCUAAGUGUAGUAUAAUGAAAUUAAUAACUUGGUAGAGGGGGAAAAGGAAAACGGUGAAAUGGGGAAGGGUUUUAGUGGACCAAAAUGUGAUAAAUUUAUUAAGGGAGGUGGGGAGGGGCAGGGGUGUCAGUGACUGAAUGUCGCUGCAUUUUGUGAAAGUUCCUCGACCGAAAUGUAAAAUUGCUCCAAAGAAGAAAAAAAGGAUAAAAAAAAGUGUGCUUUUUGAUUGACCAGCAAACUUCAUGGUCGAUGUA
Messenger RNA from Brachypodium distachyon (stiff brome), 2369 nucleotides. Its product is annotated as protein NRT1/ PTR FAMILY 6.3. The record is from RefSeq and is a predicted model, not a curated record. Gene Ontology annotation, cellular component: membrane. Gene Ontology annotation, molecular function: nitrate transmembrane transporter activity. NCBI's taxonomy places the organism in Eukaryota, Viridiplantae, Streptophyta, Magnoliopsida, Poales, Poaceae. Gene Ontology annotation, biological process: oligopeptide transport; response to nitrate; transmembrane transport. The coding region runs from base 148 to 1935 and encodes 595 amino acids. The transcript has 4 exons.